Klebsormidium nitens is the source of this 2164-nucleotide messenger RNA. Lineage: Eukaryota; Viridiplantae; Streptophyta; Klebsormidiophyceae; Klebsormidiales; Klebsormidiaceae. The record is from the annotation of a GenBank genome assembly.
CUCGACGCAGCUCGACGAGCAAAGCAGGAAGGCUUAGGAGAGGCGUUGUUCUGGACUCUGGAGCUGGCAAGGGGAGCCUGCUGGGCCUGCCAGUGAAGCUCAAGCCUAAGAUUCAAAGCUCUUGUCAUUGAGCUCUUGCAUGAGGUUUAGAAUCCGAGCCUGAAGCUGCGGCCAGGGAAUCUGAUUUCUGGUCUUUCAAAUUGAGGAGCUUCGUGUCUAAGAUCGGUUCCCGUGCUGUCCAACCGCCAGGCCAGAUGUCAAUUGAAAUGCAAGGUGCAUGAUCUGGGCAGCGGUAAACAAGGGUUUGCAAAGGGAGGAUUUAAAACAAUCAGCGCCGUGUGAGGGCUCAUCCAGCAAAUCCAGCGUCAACAAUUGUCCUGUGUUUAGAUCAAUCAGCACAGCCUGUACAAAGCAAGAGAAUUCGCCCAACUAGAAACCUCUGCAUUUGUGUUUGCAAAUUAGUUCAACACAAUUGGACAAUUGGAUCAAGCCAGUUGCUGAUCAGGGUUCCAAGUGGCUGCGAUUUCCAAAUAGGAAGCUAGAGGAGCUUGCUGUGGACGCGCCAUGGCAGAUUCGCAGGAGUCGAUGAAAGAGCAGGUGCUCAAGCGCGAAAUACCAUGGGAAACAUACAUGACUGCCAAGAUGAUCCAGGGGACGGAUCUGAUGUUGUUGAGGCGCUACGAUCAUCGCGGCCCUGAGGUGCAAUCGCAGCUCCUAAACCAGGACGGAGCGGCAUACUUCAAGACUUUCCUGGCUGUCCUUAGGAACGUGUCUAAAGAAGAAACUACGGAGUAUGUCUUGACUCUCUUAGAUGAGGCCCUGCAAGCGGUACCCUCUCGAGCUGCACUGUUCCAUGACAAGACCCUGGCGGCAGAUGAUAUCUACGGCCCCUUUCUCAGGUGUCUCACUCGCAAGAACUGGUUCACUCAGGAAAGGGCCACUCGCAUCCUGACGCUCAUAAUCAGUUCGCGCCCCAGGGCGGGUGGCUCCGCACCCAACGGCACUUCUGCCAAUGGCGCCUCUACGUCAUCUGCAGCCACUGUCCCCUUCGACUCUUUGGACCCCAUCGUCAGCCCCUUUAUCGACUUCCUCUGCGCCCAGCUGAAGAGCCCCUCCCACCCCUCCCGUUCGGUCCCCACGGCGAUCAGCGCCCUCGCCGCUCUGCUGCGGGAGCGCUCGUACCGCCCGCUGCUCGUGAAGGCGGACGGUGUCAAGCUGCUCGCGCCACACAUCGUGCCGCCCUCCGGCCAACAACACGUGCAGCUGGUAUACGAGGCCGUCCUCGCGGUGUGGCUUCUGACCUUCCACGAGCCGGCGCAGGCCGCGAUCCGCGCCGCGCGCAUCAUCCCCAAGCUCAUCGACGUCGCCAAGAGCGGCGCCAAGGAGAAGGUCGUGCGGGUCGCUGUGCUCUCGCUCAAGAACCUCUUCGACAAGUUCGGCAGCGACAUGAUCGAGCACGGCCUUCUCAAGGUAGUGGUCAUUCUGCAGCUCCAGUCGUGGAGCGACGAGGACCUGAGCGCGGCACUGCAGGCCCUGGAGGAGUCUGCCAAGAGCAACAUCAAGAUCCUGAGCUCCUUUGACCAGUACAAGGCGGAGGUCCUCUCCGGCAACCUGGACUGGACGCCCAUGCACAAGGACGCCAGCUUCUGGCGGGAGAACAUCGGCAAGUUCGAGGAGAACGACUUCCAGACCCUGCGUGUGCUGAUCACGCUCCUGGAAUCAUCCAACGACUCGCGCACGCUCGCGGUCGCGUGCCACGACCUGGGCCAGUUCAUCCAGUACCACCCAGCGGGGCGGGGCGUCGCGCUGGACCUCAAGGCCAAGGAGAAGGUGAUGGGCCGCAUGACGCACCCGGACCCGGAAGUGCAGAAGCAGGCGCUGCUGUGCAUUCAGAAGCUGCUACUGAGCGCGAAGUAUACGAGCUAUCUCCAGACCUGAGGAAUAGGGGCUCGAGAUAUCGUGUUGGGAUCUUUAGAUUGCUCGAUGUGGAAAGUAUUCUUAUGCGUUCUGCACCACAGCAGAUGCAGUGAUGUACAGAGAGUGUAUGGAGGCGCCCUGAGUCCUCACUAAGCCCAUUGGAAUGAGCCCAUUGAAGUGUUCGACCAUAACGUUAGGCAGUCUGGUGCUUCAAUUCAGCGCUGCUGUUCCACUGACAACACGUCAC